Molecule: messenger RNA, 614 nt
Organism: Tribolium madens (black flour beetle)
Lineage: Eukaryota; Metazoa; Arthropoda; Insecta; Coleoptera; Tenebrionidae
Gene: RpL40
Product: ubiquitin-60S ribosomal protein L40
Exons: 2
Coding region: 170-559 (129 amino acids)
Biological process (GO): modification-dependent protein catabolic process; protein ubiquitination; translation
Cellular component (GO): nucleus; cytoplasm; ribosome
Molecular function (GO): structural constituent of ribosome; ubiquitin protein ligase binding; protein tag activity
Source: RefSeq, a predicted model, not a curated record
ACAAUUACUACAAAACUUAGUCGGGACUUGAUUUAAUAAAUUAAUUAAAACGGUUUUACCCAAAAUAUCGUAUUUCUAGUUGGCUGCCAUUCCCUAGUCGGUAAUACAGUUCCCUAGUUCUUUUUCGGAGAAUAAAUUGUGGCGACCACGUUGUAGCAACUGCGCCACGAUGCAAAUUUUCGUGAAAACUCUGACCGGCAAGACCAUCACUCUCGAAGUCGAGCCUUCAGACACCAUCGAAAAUGUGAAAGCGAAGAUUCAGGACAAAGAAGGUAUUCCUCCCGAUCAACAGCGUCUAAUUUUUGCGGGCAAACAACUGGAAGAUGGACGCACUUUGUCCGAUUACAACAUCCAGAAGGAAUCCACCCUUCAUUUAGUCUUGCGUCUACGAGGUGGGAUUAUUGAGCCGUCUUUGCGUCUCUUGGCUCAGAAAUACAAUUGCGAUAAAAUGAUUUGUCGCAAAUGUUAUGCACGAUUGCAUCCACGUGCCACUAAUUGUCGCAAGACAAAGUGUGGACACACCAAUAAUCUCCGCCCUAAGAAGAAGUUGAAGGGUUAAGUUUAUUGUCAUUAGAGGAGGAGAAACAAAAUAAAACAUUUUUUCUUCAUCAUGA